Molecule: messenger RNA, 2982 nt
Organism: Aspergillus udagawae
Lineage: Eukaryota; Fungi; Ascomycota; Eurotiomycetes; Eurotiales; Aspergillaceae
Product: putative mucin family signaling protein Msb2
Exons: 1
Coding region: 1-2982 (993 amino acids)
Biological process (GO): fungal-type cell wall organization; hyperosmotic response; signal transduction involved in filamentous growth
Cellular component (GO): site of polarized growth; cell surface; extracellular region
Molecular function (GO): osmosensor activity
Source: RefSeq, a predicted model, not a curated record
AUGCGUCCUGCGACUCAUCUUGCUGCGGCCCUCCUGUCCCUAGGAGGUCUCGAGCUUGUCGCGGCCGAAAACGCUCAGGAAUUGAAGCCUCGCUUCAUUGCCAAACAAUUCAAAAGACAUGUCUAUGGACGUGACUCCUCUGCCGCUGCGUCGUCGAGCACUGACACUCACUUGAAUACAAGGGCUGAUUUGAAUCCUUUCAUCUCUUACUUCAACAGCCUGCUUGAAAAUGGCGCCGCGACAACUUCCACUCCUCAGGUGCCUUCAGAAGCCCCGCUCGUCGCCCUGCCCAUCGUCGUCUCGGUAGAUGCCAACGGUGUCUCUCACACCAUUACCGCUAGUCCCCCAAUCGUGCCAACCCCCACAGCGGCCCCUUCAGCAGGGACAUCUUCUGAUGCGGAUCAGUCUACUCAGGUGACGACUCCCUCAACGGCGCAGACCUCUCCACAGGCCAAGACAGACACCUCAGACAACUCCCAAACUCUACCAGCCUCAUCGACUCCUGCCACAAGCAGCGGAAACGUCGUUGGCGAUGCCUUGGGUGGUGUGGGUAGCCUUGUUGGCGGUGUUCUGGAAACCUCGAGCAGCUCAGCCAAUGCUGUUCCUACAGUAAGCUCACCCGUCACUGAUGAACCCAAGACCUCUGAGAGUUCGGCGACAACUCCCUCACCAACGGCGCAGACCUCUCCACAGGCCAAAGCAGACCCCUCGGACAACCCCCAAACUCUAUCUGCCUCAUCGACUCCUACCACAAGCAGCGGAAAUGUUAUUGGCGAUGCCUUGAGUGGUGUGGGUAGCCUUGUUGGCGGUGUUCUGGGAACCCCGAGCAGCUCAGCCAAUGCCGUUCCUACAGUGAGCUCGCCCGUCACUGAUGAACCCAAGACCCCUGAGAGUUCGGCGACAACUCCCUCACCAACGGCGCAGACCUCUCCACAGGCCACAGCAGACACCUCAGACAACGCCCAAAGUCCGCCAGCCUCAUCAACUCCUGCUACAAGCAGCGGAAAUGUUAUUGGCGAUGCCUUGAGUGGUGUGGGUAGCCUUGUUAACGGUGUUCUGGGAACCCCGAGCAGCUCAACCAAUGCCGUUCCUACAGCAAGCUCACCCGUCACUGAUGGAUCCAAGACACCCGCGGGCUCGACGACCGAGAGCGCUGAUCCCAGCGCAAACUCUACGACGCUAACGGGUUCCUCAUCUGUCGCUGCUCCCUCUCCUGCUGAAGCGACUCCGACCCCAACCGCGAGCUCGUCCGGCCUCCUGGACACUGUUGCCUCGAAUCUCUCUGGAAUUCUGCCUGGAGCUUCCAGUCCCCUUGCGUCCGGAGCUGCCAAUACCAAUUCAUCCACCAACACUGAUGGCACUGCUACCCCCUCAAUAAACGUUAUUCCCUCUUCGACAGGCAACAACUCUCCGACAGAGGCUAGCCCCACCCCAACUUCAAGCUCGGGCGGCUUGCUCGAUUCGUUGACCUCUGGUAUCUCUGACCUGUUGCCCGGUUCUGCUGCAUCAUCCUCGACCGUCACCAACAGUAGCAGCGGGGCUGAGACCCCGGGAUCCACAGGCGUUGGUCAGUCUACUAUUCCUGUCAGUGUCCCUGCGGUGACACCCUCCGCCACCAGCUCGAGUGGGCUGGGUGGAAUUCUGGGCCCUAUCCUCGGUAGCACCGGAGUCAUUCCAAGCGCAAGCACUCCCACCAGCAGCUUCGUUGGCAUCCCCACCGGUUUGACUAGUAUCAUCAUCCCGGGAGGCAUUAGCGGAACUGAGACGGGAACUUCGUACACUCAGAUCAGUCCUAGCGUUCCUACAACUGCCCCCUCGGCCACCAGCACCGCUGUCAUUCCCGGUAGCUCCGAAACUGCUAUUGGUUCCUCGAUUGCUGUCACGGGUUCCACCGCAGUAGGCUCGACUGUGCCUACCGGUCAGGUCACGCCUACUGCCACUUUCAGCAGCUCGGCAAUCCCGACACACUCUACAACCGAGCAAACGACACCAAAUCCGACAACCACGCCGGAGACCACAGUCGCACCCACCAGCACCACUACUACUACUCAUCCACACGAAACUACCACCUCCGAGAACACCGACUUUGUUCCCUCCAGUAUCCUGGUGGAGCCUACAACCACAACUCAGCUCUCGACGGCUGAGACUGCUACUGGCACCAGUCGACCCGCUCAGUUGCCUGGGUCCAUCUCGCCAGCCAAUGGUGUGACUAACCCUCCGCCGGGCUCUACCUUGAUUCAGAUCGGCUUCAAUGGCAAACUCCGAUACAGCUUCGUCGCCACGACCCCGCUCUCUUCAUCGCAGGUCUUCCUAUACGUUCCACAGGGACUGAUCUAUGCUUUGGAGAUUCUCGGCAAAGAUAUCUCGAUGUUCGCGAUCCAGCCCUACGACAACUCGGCCAGCACCGGGUACAUUGCAACCGUUGCCUUGGCUUAUAUUCCUACCGAUAAGGUUGAUACCUUGAGGAUGCUGCUCCGUAGUCCAUUGUCCAAACUCUACCAGCAGCCUAACGAGUCGGUCAAGACCUUGUUCGCGAUGAUCGAUCCCUCCAUCCCUCUUGUUGUCGGAGAAUCCGGCGCAUCUAGUGGCAGCGGAUUGUCUAGCGGCAGUGGUAACAGCGGCAGCGGUAGCAGCAGCGGUGGUACUGGCAGUGGCAGUGGCUCUGGUAACAACGCGGAUGCCGGUGCCAGCCGCAGCUCUACCGCUCGUGCCAGCUCUGUUGGCAUCGGCGUUGGUGUCGUAUGUGGCGCCGCAGCGUAUGGUGCGGGUAUGUUCUGGGUUGCUCGUCGCUACCGCAAGAAGCGUCAAUUGCAUCGCCGCUCCAAUUCCACUAUGGAGCAGACGAGUGAAGGUCGCGGUGCCAGUUCUCUCUUCGCCACUGGCGGUCGUCUUUCCCGCAACAGCCAGAAUAGCCGGGGCAGUGGCCGGGGCCAGAUGAUCAGUGCUCCUGUCAUGGCCGAGAACUCGCUGGGCUGGAACUAA